Epithele typhae is the source of this 468-nucleotide messenger RNA. RefSeq names its product NADH dehydrogenase, alpha subcomplex, subunit 8. Gene Ontology annotation, biological process: mitochondrial electron transport, NADH to ubiquinone. The transcript has 5 exons. The record is from RefSeq and is a predicted model, not a curated record. The coding region runs from base 1 to 468 and encodes 155 amino acids. Lineage: Eukaryota; Fungi; Basidiomycota; Agaricomycetes; Polyporales; Epitheliaceae.
AUGAGCACAUUCAACGACCCGGCAUCGGCCAAGAAGCCGUAUGUGGACCCCAACCCUCUCCCUCCGAGCGUCCCCAAGGUGCAGGAACUCGGCGCGACGAGCGCACCUCUCAAGAGUGCUGCAUUCUUCCUCGGGGCGUACUGUAAGGACUAUAAUGAGGACUUCAUGCUCUGCAAGUCCGAAAAUCGCGAUCCCGCGCAUUGUUUGAAGGAGGGCCGGCGAGUGACGCGCUGUGCGCAGGACCUCAUCACCAAGUUGAGGGAGAACUGCAUGGCCGAGUUCGAGAAGCACUGGACUUGCUUAGAGUACAACAACCAGGAGUACUACCCGUGCCGGAAAGACGAGCGCGUCUUGAACAAGUGCGUGUUUGAGAAGUUGGGUCUCAUCAAGACCAUUCCUGGUUCGCCGGAGGGCAAAACUCCCAUUCACGAGGUCAAGAACCCCAUCUACACUGGCGUGCAGAAGUAG